AUGAGGGCUCAGGCUUCUACAAUUGAUUACCGGCCGGUACAAGAUUUACGAGAGGUUAACUGGAGGACAGAGGACAUACAUCCCACGGUGCCGAAUCCCUACAACUUGCUCAGCACCUUACCCCCAAGCCAUGUCUGGUAUACGGUGUUAGAUCUAAAAGAUGCAUUCUUCUGCCUGAGGUUAAGCUCUCAAAGCCAGCCUAUUUUUGCUUUUGAAUGGAAAGAUCCUGAGACGGGAUUCUCAGGACAACUCACUUGGACAAGGCUGCCGCAGGGAUUCAAAAACUCCCCCACUUUGUUCGAUGAGGCCUUGCAUCGGGAUUUGGCAGAUUUCCGAGUUGGCCAUCCGGACCUCGUCCUCCUGCAGUACGUGGAUGAUUUGCUCCUGGCGGCUAGGACAGAACAGGAUUGUGUAAAAGAAACCGAGUCCCCCUCCCUAGUAAUGCAUGAUUGCCACCAGAUCCUAGCUGAAGUCCAUGGCACCAGAGGGGACUUGACGGACCAGCCUUUGCCAGAUGCUGAAGCAACCUGGUACACCGAUGGGAGUAGCUUUCUACGAAAUGAGGCUGUCCGGACACCGGGGCAACUCUCUCUCGAGUACUCAGACAGCGACCUAGAUAUCGUCCAGCAAAUAGGGGCAAAAUAUGACGAGCAAAUGAAGGUCUGGAAACACCAAGGGAAGACGGUCCUGCCCCAGAAAAGGGCCAAAGAACUGGUGACUCACCUCCACCGAUGGACUCACCUCGGACACAAAAAAUUAAAAGCACUCCUCCGGAGAGAAGGCUGGACAGAAGCUUUCCCCACCAAGCGAGAAACCGCCCAGGUGGUUGUCAAGAAAAUCCUGGAAGAAAUUUUCCCCCGGUUUGGACUGCCCAAGGUAAUAGGGUCGGACAACGGCCCCGCCUUCGUCUCCCAGGACAGGCUAAAGGCGCUCCAGAUUAUCCAGCACCAGAUCUGGAAACCCCUUGCGGCUGUCUACCGCCCCGGAGACACAACCGGCCCACACCCGUUCCAGAUCGGGGACUCCGUCUACGUCAGGAGACAUCAGUCCAGGACGCUUGAGCCCCGCUGGAAGGGCCCAUAUACUGUCCUACUGACCACCCCAACCGCCUUAAAGGUAGACGGCAUUGCUGCUUGGGUCCACGCCUCACACGUCCAGCGCGCCCCAUCAACGAGCACCGCUGACGCCAGCCAGGACGGACCGGACGAGCCACUCCAAUGGAAGCUCCACCGCACCCAAAACCCGCUCAAGAUAAGACUUUCAAAAAUUGUUCAAUGACAGUUGUUAUAUUCCUACCUCUCCUAGCGCUCUUCACCUCCACCAAAGGUGACCCUCAUGCCCUCAAAAGGUUAACCUGGCAGGUACUAACGUCUGGGGGUGACGAGGUCUGGUCUAUAACUAAGACCGCCCCCGUGGGAACCUGGUGGCCUGACCUAUAUCCUGACCUAUGCAAGCUAACCAUAGGGGCCCCUAGCCCAUGGGACCUAGAGGGAUACUUCGACACCUCUAGAGCCCCUAACCAAGAAAGCCCUCCAGGGCGACUGGGAUUAGACCCAUGGGGAGGAUGUGGCACGCCUGACAGAAGGGCCAUGCUAAGCACUCUUCCCUUUUAUGUCUGUCCCGGGCACCACAGAGAUCGCAGGCUAAAUCCCACCUGUGGAGGAGGGGAAUAUUUCUAUUGUAAAAAUUGGGGGUGCGAAACUACUGGGGAUACAGAAUGGAGGCCCUCCUCCUCCUGGGAUUAUAUCAC
Molecule: messenger RNA, 1750 nt
Organism: Nyctereutes procyonoides (raccoon dog)
Lineage: Eukaryota; Metazoa; Chordata; Mammalia; Carnivora; Canidae
Exons: 6
Coding region: 1-1278 (425 amino acids)
Molecular function (GO): nucleic acid binding
Source: RefSeq, a predicted model, not a curated record